GUCUCUCGCGGUCUCUCGCGCCAUCGAUCGAAACGGGUCACUGAGUCUCGCAGCUUCGCCGGCGCCGGAGAGAGACACGACACGAUCGAUGGCGAUCGCGUCCAUGGCCGCCGCCGCCGCCGCCGCGAUCGUCGGCGCGGUGCGGGAGCACGUGCGGGCGAGCGACCUGGCGGUGGCCGGCGCGGUGCUGUUCGCGUUCAGCGCCGCCGUGAGCGCGGUGCGGGCGCGGCGCCGCGGGGCGCCGGUGCUGUGGCCGCUAGUGGGCAUCGUGCCCACGCUGUUCGUCCACCGCGACGACAUCUACGAGUGGGGCUCCGCCGCGCUGCUGCGCGCCGGCGGCGUGUUCCCGUACCGCGGCACGUGGGGCGGGGGCUCCUCCGGCGUCAUAACCUCCGCGCCGGCCAACGUCGAGCACGUGCUCAGGGCCAACUUCGGCAACUACCCCAAGGGGCCCUACUACCGGGAGCGCUUCGUCGAGCUGCUCGGCGGCGGUAUCUUCAACGCCGACGGCGAGGCGUGGCGCGCCCAGCGCCGGGCGGCCACCGCCGAGAUGCACUCGUCGCGGUUCGUGGAGUUCUCGGUGAGGAGCAUCGAGCAGCUGGUGUACGGCCGCCUCGUGCCGCUGGCCGAGCGGCUGAGUGGCGGCGGCGCCGCCGUCGACCUCCAGGAGGUGCUGCUCCGGUUCACGUUCGACAACAUCUGCGCCGUGGCGUUCGGGGUGGACGCCGGGUGCCUCGCCGACGGCCUCCCCGACGUGCCGUUCGCGCGCGCGUUCGAGCUCGCCACGGAGCUCUCGCUCCUGCGGUUCGUCACCCCGCCCUUCAUCUGGAAGGCCAAGCGGCUCCUCCGCGCCGGCAGCGAGCGGCGGCUCGUCGAGGCCACGCGCGCCGUCCGCGAGUUCGCCGAGCGGGCGGUCGCCGACCGCCGGAACGAGAUGCGCAAGGUCGGGAGCCUGCGCGGCCGGUGCGACCUCCUGUCGCGGCUCAUGUCAUCGGCGCCGGGCGCCGACUACUCCAACGAGUUCCUCCGCGACUUCUGCAUCAGCUUCAUCCUCGCGGGCCGCGACACGAGCUCCGUGGGGCUCGCCUGGUUCUUCUGGCUGCUCGCCGGCCACCCCGACGUCGAGUCCCGCGUCGUCGGCGACGUCCUCGCCGCGGGCGGCGACAUCAAGAGGAUGGACUACCUCCACGCGGCGCUCACGGAGGCGAUGCGGCUGUACCCGCCGGUGCCCGUCGACUUCAAGGAGGCCCUCGCCGACGACGUGCUCCCGGACGGCACGCCGGUGCGAGCGCGGCAGCGCGUGAUCUACUACACCUACGCGAUCGGGCGCGACCCGGCGUCGUGGGGCGACGACGCGGCCGCGUUCCGGCCCGAGCGGUGGAUGCGCGGCGGCGCGUUCGCCGGCGGCGAGAGCCCGUUCAAGUACGCGGUGUUCAACGCCGGCCCGAGGCUGUGCAUCGGGAAGCGGUUCGCCUACACGCAGAUGAAGACCGCGGCGGCGGCGGUGCUGUCCAGGUUCGCCGUCGAGGUGGUGCCCGGGCAGGAGGUGAAGCCGAAGCUGACCACGACGCUGUACAUGAAGAACGGCCUCAUGGUGCGCUUCAGGAGGAGGUCGCCGCCGCCACCGUCGCCGCCGCCGCGCCACGUCGUCGCCGACGACGACGACGACGACGACGUUGCAGCCGGUCGCCACGUUGCUGUCGGAAGCUGCAACAAAAAUCGUAAUCUCGAGGACUGGACUGAUCGCUGUACUGUGAAACAGCUCAAGAGUGAAGAGCAGCUGGUGCCGUCUCGCGCUGGACUACAGUGUGGCGGAAAAAGACGCGAUCGAUCAAAUCAUCAGACAUUUCUGCUUACUACUCCGUAUAUUUUUCUUGCCUGUGUGACUGUGUAUGUGUGUUCAUCUCUGGUGUACCCCAUCCGUCCCGAAAUAAGUGGACUCUAUAUCUAAAUUCGUAUGCUAGUACGAAGAUAGUUUAUUUUAGAGCGGAUGGAUACUAAAUAUUGUGAUACUAAACAAGUGUAUUCUACCUCUCAAAGAGGAUGUCUGCCCGUGUAUGUACCUUUAUUUCCAAAGAAAAAAGCAUAGUUUAAUUUUGUCCAUCAGCAA
This is a messenger RNA of Oryza sativa Japonica Group (Japanese rice), 2110 nucleotides long. The record is from RefSeq and is a predicted model, not a curated record. NCBI's taxonomy places the organism in Eukaryota, Viridiplantae, Streptophyta, Magnoliopsida, Poales, Poaceae.